Molecule: messenger RNA, 252 nt
Organism: Lactuca virosa
Lineage: Eukaryota; Viridiplantae; Streptophyta; Magnoliopsida; Asterales; Asteraceae
Source: the annotation of a GenBank genome assembly
AUGCCGUGUUCUUCUUCUUCUUCUCUCUCUCUCUUCUCCGCUCCUUGCCGUCGUUGCUGUCGAUUCGAAGCUGCCAUCGAUCCUCCUGCCGCCAAUGAAGUCGUGAGCAGCGAGGGUUUCUCUUGGGUCGCCGGAAGCAGGGAGGCGAGACCGGUACCGUUGCUGCUGUCAACAGGGAAUCAGCCCCAACCGUGUCAUUCCUCUCGAUCUCCGUUCCCGUUCCGGUGUAGCGUCGCUGCUACCGUUUCUUGA